This is a messenger RNA of Limulus polyphemus (Atlantic horseshoe crab), 1222 nucleotides long. RefSeq names its product V-type proton ATPase subunit D-like. Gene Ontology annotation, molecular function: proton-transporting ATPase activity, rotational mechanism. NCBI's taxonomy places the organism in Eukaryota, Metazoa, Arthropoda, Merostomata, Xiphosura, Limulidae. The transcript is spliced from 7 exons. The record is from RefSeq and is a predicted model, not a curated record. Gene Ontology annotation, cellular component: proton-transporting V-type ATPase complex. Bases 211 to 954 code for a protein of 247 amino acids.
UGAACUGUAGUUUAUGCGAUUUGUUCAUGUGAUUUUAGUUGAAACAAGAAAUUGAUACUGUAGUGGAGAUAGUGUGACAGUGAUAGGUGUACUUCGUUUCUGAAAAAAAGUAUAAACGAACAAAUACGAAAUAAUAACAGAUUUCUGGUGGAGAGUGUUUUUGGGAAUUAUACUACCAUCAUAUUUAUAAAAAUUUAAAAAGGACGAAACAUGAGCGCCAAAGAUCGUAUCCCUGUAUUUCCUUCGAGAAUGGCCAUGGCAAUUAUGAAGAAUCGCUUAAAAGGAGCACAGAAAGGCCAUAGUCUUCUAAAGAAAAAAGCUGAUGCUCUGCAGAUGAGGUUCAGAAGUAUUUUACAGAAAAUAAUUGAGACAAAAACUUUGAUGGGAGAGGUGAUGAAAGAAGCUGCUUUUUCACUUGCUGAAGCAAAGUUUACAACUGGUGACUUUAAUCAUGUUGUUCUACAGAAUGUAACCAAAGCUCAAAUAAAAGUUCGAAGCAAGAAAGAAAAUGUUGCAGGAACAAACCUCCCAGUUUUUGAGAGUUAUCAGGAUGGAGCUGACACUUACGAGCUAGCAGGUCUUGCUCGAGGAGGGCAGCAGCUUUCAAAGUUGAAGAAAAACUAUGCCAAGGCUGUGCAGUUGCUGGUUGAGUUAGCUUCUCUCCAAACAUCCUUUGUUACUCUUGAUGAAGUUAUCAAGAUUACAAAUCGUAGGGUAAAUGCUAUUGAACAUGUGAUUAUUCCUAAAAUUGAAAACACAUUAUCCUACAUAACAUCAGAGUUGGAUGAACGAGAACGUGAAGAAUUUUUCAGGUUAAAGAAAGUACAAGAAAAGAAAAAGAAGGACAAAGUCAGAGCAGAAAAAGAAAAAGCAGCUCUUCGGGCUAAAGGUGUUGCUAUGGACGAAACACCCAAUAUGUUAGAGGAUGAACACGAUGAAGAUAUCUUGUUCUAAAGUCCUGGAAAUUUAGAAGGUUUAAUUUUAUGCUAUGUUGUAAAUGAUGUGGUUUUGCAUUAUGUAAUUAUCAUAUAUAUUAUACAUAUAAUUAUGUGUCUUAAGGUAUUAUUCCAUAUUUAGUUUAAAAAAUGCUAUUGUAUGUGAUGAAACAUUUGUUUUGUGUGGUGUAAGAAUGUAAGUAGAUUAUUUUAUUUCAAGAAUACUGUUAAAAUGUUUGUAAGAGUUGCAGACUGCAUCAUAUAAAUUAAACAGUGACAGAACUGGA